AUGUCUUGCAUCUUUGUAUUUUUAGGGCAAGCAGGAAAUCAAAUCGGACAUGAAUAUAUGAAAUUGCUGAAUGGAGAAAAAACAGCAAGAAAAUCUAAGGGAUUUUUUGAUACGUUUUUCAAUACAGCUACCAACAAGGCUCGUGUAGUGAUGGUUGAUGCUGAGCCUAAAGUCAUCAAAGCAGCAUUGAGCGAUGAACGACAAUCCAAAUUAUCAUUGUAUGACACUAGGAAUGUUGUAUACUCGGAGAGUGGAUGUGGAAAUAAUUGGGCUCUUGGAUACAAUUUUACAGGCAAAGUUAAAAAUUUAACGAGCAACAUUUCUCUCACAGAAACCAACACGCUCGUUGAUGAAACAAUGGAACGAAUCAGAAGAGAAGUUGAAAGUUGUGACACUGUUCAGGCGAUCUUUGUAUUUCAUUCAAUGGGUGGAGGAACAGGAAGUGGGCUAGGUAGUCGUGUGAUUGAAGAAAUUAGAAUCAAAUACCCCUCUUACUACAUCUUUACCAUUUCCAUAGCACCGUUCCAACAUGGAGAAACUCCUCUACAACACUAUAACUGUCUCCUUACCCUUAAUCACAUCCAACAGUAUGCUGACGGUGUGUUCUUGUUUGUGAACGACGAUUUACUUCGUUCCAUUACCAAAAACGUGAAACGACAAAAUGCUGGCCAUUCUACGCUCAUGGAUGUGUCUUACUCUGUCUCGGAUAUCAACAAGUACAUUUCGUCGAGUUUAUGUGGACUAUUGCUUCCUUUGUACUCGAAGGAAACCAAAACAUAUACCCCUUUCGACACAUUCUCUCUUGUGAAUCAAGUAAUUCCAAUGAAGGAUGUCAAUUUCGUUGAAUUGCAUACUAGUGCUUUAUUAACACAUAACGCAACACAAUUCACUUCAUGGCAAUACAUUGCUGAGGAUUUAACCAGACAUGUACCAAUCUAUGACCUCGAAAAUAGCAAUAUCAAAACUAUUUAUGCUAAAGCUAUGGUAAGAGGUGGUUUGCAAACUUCGCACGAUGUAGAUAUUAUCAAAACUGUUUUACAAAAACAGGCCUUUUCCCCAGUCGAAUGGAUGAAAGGUCGUAAAGAAGAAUUUCAGGUACAGGUUUCAAGUGAUGAAGCAUUGAAAAGUUACAAACUUCCCUAUUCUUUAACUGUUUGUGCCAAUAGAACAAGCUUUAUGCAACUCUUUAAUCGAGUGCUCACCAAAUCCUACACCAUGUUGCAGUCGGGUGCAUACAUCAACUGGUAUCAAAGACAUGGACUUGAAAGACAGAUUUCGAAGAAGCAAUCUGCAACUUGCAAAGUGUCGUUGACAAUUAUGUCGAAUUAA
Messenger RNA from Naegleria lovaniensis, 1329 nucleotides. RefSeq lists its product as uncharacterized. The record is from RefSeq and is a predicted model, not a curated record. NCBI's taxonomy places the organism in Eukaryota, Heterolobosea, Eutetramitea, Acrasida, Naegleriidae. Gene Ontology annotation, biological process: mitotic cell cycle; microtubule cytoskeleton organization. The transcript is spliced from 3 exons. Gene Ontology annotation, cellular component: microtubule; cytoplasm. Gene Ontology annotation, molecular function: GTP binding; structural constituent of cytoskeleton. Bases 1 to 1329 code for a protein of 442 amino acids.